UUGCAGAAUACGAGGUGCAUCGCGAACGUUCCCCGCCCAUACUAGCGAAGGUCCAGAUAGUGAAGAUCAUGAUUGCUUGAUACUAUCAAGACUUUGGAAGCGAAAAAAUGCUGUGCAAUUGCCGGGUUUUGAUAUCGUGUUGUUCUUGUUACCCCUCAUCACAUAGAAUAUAUCUCGGGAUGGAGUCCCAACUUCGUAGGUACCUUUGAGCAAUUAUAUCCAGAAACAGAUACUUCUCAAUUCACACAAACACAAUGGCGAGCUCAAGAACUCCCUUUCGCAACCUUAUUUUCCUCCUCCGUGUCGGUGCUGGUAUCUUUGGCACCGCAGGGCUUGGCCUCUACAUCGUGGUGUUCAAAGAUGUGCUUAAUGACUGGGACAGUCAGGAGGCAGGAUUGACAGCUCUACCAAUCGCUGCUGGAGGUAUCAUCCUGAUCUGGAGUAUACUCUCUGCAAUCUUCAUGCUUAUUCGAAUGUCCCAUCUCUUCCUCACAAUCGGGGAUUUCUUCAUCUUCAUUGCCGCGACGGUGUUGGGCGUCAUUGGCUUCUACCACGACGACGAGACGUAUCUAAGCACUGGGAACGCCAACACCUUUAGUUGGGAUAACGAUUCUUCGUGGUUGCAAAUUGAGGAGAUUGGGGCUGUGAUGCUUCUAGUCGCCGUCGUGCAUCAACUCCUCCUGGUGCUUUUCAACUUCUUGGAGUAUAGACAUGUGAAGCGGGCUGGUAGGAGAGUGUCGUUGCCACCAUAUAUAGACUACCAGCCGGCCGCUAUCGAGAAGAAAGACGACUUUGAGCUCGACUGGCAGAGUGUCGUGUCUGAAAAGACCCUUCCAAGUGUUGUCAAGAAGCCAGUCAGUGCAGUGGUGUGAAGGCGACGAAUACCGGGAAUUGUUGGUUGGGGAUGCAAUAAUUCUCAUUGCUUCGAAUGUCGGAUCUGAUACCAGGCCUUGAAAGCUUGCCUCGUUAUUGUAAUUGAAGUGGACAUGCAUCGAAUAUAAUGGACUUUCCCCCCUGCUGGG
Molecule: messenger RNA, 1022 nt
Organism: Mollisia scopiformis
Lineage: Eukaryota; Fungi; Ascomycota; Leotiomycetes; Helotiales; Mollisiaceae
Exons: 3
Coding region: 255-872 (205 amino acids)
Source: RefSeq, a predicted model, not a curated record